Messenger RNA from Vitrella brassicaformis, 970 nucleotides. NCBI's taxonomy places the organism in Eukaryota, Vitrellaceae. The record is from the annotation of a GenBank genome assembly.
CCACAGUGUCUUUUGACAUACAUGCGUGUCCACAGUUGGUUGACUUCCCUUUGUCUGCAUGCCGACUUCGCCAUUAACGUCUCUAGGAGAUGGAUACAUGAAUGAAUCGAAUACACGUACGCAUCGAUGGCGCGUAGAGCCGCUUAGGCCCCCCCUCCCUCCCACCAAUAAGAUAAAGUACCCCACCCCACACAGUGGAUAAACAUACUCACCGAGGGGAAGCAUGAUUCAGUAGAUAGAUACGCGCUGAAUAAGGCAGAUAGAUAGCCAAGCUAGAGAAGAAAGCGCCUAUUCCUUUUCUGUUGCCGCUUUGGGGUCGCCGUCCGCCACUUCGGCUGGUCUCGUUGGCACCAAUUUCUCCUCGAUGACGGUCUUUAGCUGAUUGAGUUCCUCUUCCAGUCUCUGCAUGACCCACCCAAAGAGGGGAAGGGAAGGGGGUUUGGGAGCCUGCAGGCUGUCGACCCUUGGGGCUCACCUUUCGCUUCUGUCUCUCUUCUUCCAACUCCUGGCGCAAGGCAGCCAUGGACGACUGUCUGCAGUGCAGAAAGGGUGAAGUAAGUUGUGCACCGACAGCAGUGCCAAGGCUGCCCCUCACCUUCUAGACGAGACGUUGCUGCUCUGCUCCCCAGAAGUCACUGAUGAGGCCGUCCGGGCGUGCCGGUUGACGCUCGAGGGCGUCUUCGGCUUGUCCUCUUGGGGGACAGAGAAACUCGUGACUUCGAAGGGAUUCAACGUGCUGCCGCGAAAGCCCAUAAAGCUGCUCCCCUCACUGAAACGGCAGAGCAACAUCAGAGGCAGAACAGGCAGUGGUCUGUGAUGUGUCGCGGUCGCCUACUUUCUUCCCACAGGAUGGCUCAGCCGAUGCAACAGUGCGGUCUCCUCUCGCAUGAUUCUUCGUCGCCACUGCUGAGCAAGCUGUGUGGGGUCCCAAGUCAUCGCGAGGAACUCUAUGCUCCAACUUAGUAGUAAC